CUUAUCUGAGCGGAGUUAGAGGCGGCUUAAUUAAACAUUGUUCCUGGAAUUAACUGCCAGGUGGAUUUGAAUAUUCAAAUUUCUGAAGUGUGUUUGCACAAUUGUUUAAAUGCUGCACAGGAUUAUUUUGCCGCCAACUUGGGAUCCACACACCCACACAGUAGAGUUGGCUGGAAAAAAACGCAAAACCCCCGGUGACAGACACUACGGACGACUGCGACUUCGGGCGACUCUGCGCUCGUCGUUGUCAGCUUUUCAGUUUUUCCGCUUUCAGCUUUUCGUUUUCAGUUUUCCUCAAGCGCUCAACCGAGGCGGUUGUCUAUCGGUUCGCAGGAGCCCCACAAACACCGCAUGGGUCUUCAAUCAACCGAAUCGGAAGCCGUAAACGAAAGCGAAUUGAUCAGCCGCCGGCUUACCUGACCGAUAACGUGCACAAAGUGUUUGUCGCGCAGUUAAAAAUAUCCACAAAUUAUAAUAAUAAUAAGCGAAAAACGAGUAAAAAACGAAAUAAAAUAUCAAACAAUACAAUGAAAGUGAACGAGUGGCCGCCUCUCCUUCAGCUGCAUUUGUAGUGCACUUGUAAAGUAUCCAAUUAAAUAGGACUCGGGGCUCCUCAGACAAGAGUCAUAAAAAAAAAAGAAAAUACCCACCUGGGCAAUAAAAAUAAUAACAGCUUUGUGUCAAUAAAACAAUGCGGAAUGUUUUGAUAUGAAAGCGGAGGAGGACUGUGCAGGAAAGCGAUUGCAUUAACUAAACGGAGCAGCAUUCAAUAAAAUGCCCAGUUCCUGCUGCAGGGAUAUGGAGGGAUAUGGCAGGACUUAGGCCGGAGAUAGACCCACUCGAUAGCGAACUCGAACGGCCGAUCCAUGGCUGUCAACUUGCAGCUGAAUAAUUCAAGCGCCCCCUACCCCUCGCUCAUGUAUGUGGCGGCCUCCUCCCUGCGGGGAUUGGGCCAGGGAUCGGGUCUGCCGGAAAACAUAUCCAUCGUUUACGAUGCGGACGCGGCCAAUGGGACGGGAAGUGCGUUCCCCAAUGGAACCGCUGGCGGUGGGCUGGAUGCAGUGGCUCUCACCGAGCCGGGACCCACGGCCCCAGUGACCACAUUUAAUUACUACAACGAGUCGGCGGCGGCCGCCGAGUGGGCCCACUUCUACGAUCUGGUCCUGUCCUGGCAGGGCAUCAUCCUGAUAGCCGUCUUCGCCACCUUCAUUGUGGUCACCGUCAUCGGCAACACGCUGGUCAUACUGGCCAUCCUGACCACGCGACGCCUCCGCACCAUCACCAACUGCUUUGUGAUGAGCCUGGCGGUGGCCGACCUCCUCGUGGGCAUCUUCGUGAUGCCCCCCGCCGUCGCCGUCCAUCUCAUAGGCUCGUGGCAACUGGGCUGGGUGCUCUGCGACAUUUGGAUCUCCCUCGACGUGCUCCUCUGCACGGCCUCGAUUCUCAGCCUGUGCGCCAUCAGCGUGGACAGAUAUUUGGCCGUGACCAGGCCGCUCACGUACUCCCGUAAACGGCGCUCGAAACGAUUGGCCCUAAUCAUGAUCCUAAUUGUCUGGCUGCUGGCCCUGGCCAUCACCUGUCCGCCCAUCCUGGGAUGGUACGAGCCAGGACGAAGGGACCUGCGGGAGUGCCGGUACAACCAAAACGAGGGCUACGUCAUCUUCUCGGCCAUGGGCUCCUUCUUCAUACCCAUGGCGGUGAUGAUUUAUGUGUAUGCAAGAAUUUCCUGUGUCAUUGCAUCCAGGCACGACAAUAUGACCGACAUAAGUGUUCACAACAAGAAAUUCAAGCGCUACACGGCGGCGGACGUGGAGAACGAGCUGUCGGAGCAGGAGCAGCACAGCUCGGUGGGCCAGCGCCAGAGGCAGGCCACCUCGAGGACCUUCUCCAACCAGACGAUAGCCAAGGAGCUGCACGACAUGAUGCUCAGCGACAGCGACAAUUGCGCAGGAGGAGCAGCGGGAGGAACCAUAACCACUGGUGGCACCACAGGCUCAGCCAACGCCGCCCACUGUCAAUCCCUGCUGGCCCUGCCCUCCUCCGCCGGCGGCGGGGGAGGAGGAGGAGCCUCCUCCUUGGGCUGCCCCAAGAAUGGCUGCUACGAGCUCACACGACCUCACUCGCUGAAGCGCACUUCCACCGCCUCGACGACCAUUACCACAAUGACCAGUGGCAUGGGGCCGGGCAGCAGUCUCCUGGACGCCCAGUGGCAAUCCCAGCCGCCGGGUGGUCAGAUCCAAACCCACUCCCUCAGCCAGCCACCGCGACCGCACAGCUUUCGGCAUUCGCACGGGGAGCGGGAGAGGGACAGGGAGAAGGAGCGACUGAGGAGCCAUCACCAUCAUCAUCCUCAUUACCAUCACCAGGCGAGCGUGACCACCACAUCGACCAGCGGCGGUGGGCAGCAGACCACCAGUGCCAAUAAAUCGCUGUCCAAUCGGAUUACCUCGCUGAAGAAGGAGAACAAGACCACCCAGACGCUGAGCAUUGUGGUGGGCGGCUUCAUCGCCUGCUGGCUGCCCUUCUUCGUCAACUACCUGAUCACCCCGUUCCUGGCCGAGCACCAGGCCAGCCAAAUGCUGGCCAAGGCCCUCACCUGGCUGGGGUGGUUCAACAGCGCCAUCAAUCCCUUCAUCUACGCCUUCUACAGCGUCGACUUCCGGGCGGCCUUCUGGCGCCUCACCUGCAAGCGGUUCUUCAGCGCCGGCCAGAAGCCGCAGUUCCCCACGAACACCAUGUCCAUCAGGCGAUAGGGCAGCCUUAUCCCACAUCCCAUCACCCAUCACCCAUCAGAAAACAACCCUCUCAACACAAGCCCUGAACAAAUUGCCCUCGCAUAACA
This is a messenger RNA of Drosophila biarmipes, 2842 nucleotides long. Its product is annotated as D(2) dopamine receptor. The coding region runs from base 867 to 2753 and encodes 628 amino acids. Gene Ontology annotation, cellular component: membrane. The transcript has 6 exons. Lineage: Eukaryota; Metazoa; Arthropoda; Insecta; Diptera; Drosophilidae. Gene Ontology annotation, molecular function: G protein-coupled receptor activity. The record is from RefSeq and is a predicted model, not a curated record. Gene Ontology annotation, biological process: adenylate cyclase-activating adrenergic receptor signaling pathway.